AUGUUCAAGUUUUUUAUUUUUAGUUACCAAGAAUGGUGGAUGAAACAACCCCAUUCUCAAUCUCUAUCUAUUAUAAACUCUAUUUCUCACUGGUUGAAUGAUGUAUCUUUGUUUGAUAGUGCCUGGAGAAAAGUAAGUGUUGGUGUAUGGCCAUGGCUAUGGAGUCAUCAGUUAUGUAGCUUGACGGUUUCAGUUUGGACGCCUCUAUUAGCCAUUGAAGGUACACGACGUAAUAUUCCUUAUGUUUGGGCUUACAUGCUUUUGGGUCAAGUUGUAGCUAUUUCAGUUGCCUCUGCUUUAUUUUUCGUUGUCAUGUUGACACACACUCCUAUUCCUAGUAGACAACCUUCUGAGAAGCUUUUGAAAAGCUUAUCAGUUUCAACAAUAGGUGGCUUGAUUACCGUCAUUCUUUCACCUUUCGUAGCGAGCACAGAGUUAUUUAUGCCCAAUCUUUUAAUUAUGCAUAUCUUACUUAUUCUCCCUUUGAUUUAUAAACAACAUCAUCAGCAGCAAAACAACAAACCAUCCUAUAGUAUUACGAUUUUUAUAAUGCUAAUUUAUACAAUAGCAGCAGGAGCCAAUCUUGCAAUCUAUGUAAAUCAAUGGUUUGAAUGUUUAACUACAAUAUCUCUCGACACCAAUUCUUCUAUCUUUAUUGAUAUAUAUCAUAAAGUAGUGAAUACAUUCUUUAGUCACCCCGCACAAUCAAGCAUUAGCUAUGAUAUCGUAUGUAUGCAGCUUAUUUCUACUGCAUGGAUGUGGGUCUAUAGCCGAUCUAACUUUACAGAGAUUCCUAAAUGGACAUAUGCUUUAAUGAUAAUAACCCCUUUAUUAUCUGCCUCUGUCACUUUGCCACUGUUCAUAGUAGGAUGUGAAUAUCAACAUUUACUUCUAGAUAAUAAGAAAAUAUCAUAA
This is a messenger RNA of Cokeromyces recurvatus, 915 nucleotides long. RefSeq lists its product as uncharacterized. The record is from RefSeq and is a predicted model, not a curated record. Lineage: Eukaryota; Fungi; Mucoromycota; Mucoromycetes; Mucorales; Mucoraceae. The transcript is spliced from 2 exons. The coding region runs from base 1 to 915 and encodes 304 amino acids.